Molecule: messenger RNA, 4599 nt
Organism: Rhineura floridana
Lineage: Eukaryota; Metazoa; Chordata; Lepidosauria; Squamata; Rhineuridae
Gene: CORO2B
Product: coronin 2B
Exons: 13
Coding region: 187-1716 (509 amino acids)
Biological process (GO): actin filament organization
Molecular function (GO): actin filament binding
Source: RefSeq, a predicted model, not a curated record
UCCUUCGCUCUUCCAGCCACCACUGACGCUGAUUCCUCUGCAGGGGAAAAUCCAGAAGCCGCUUCUUGGAGGCGCCCCCUCCGCGUGUGCGCUCGCUCGCUCUAGCUUGUCAUUGGGGGGAAGCGCCCUCCUGCCUUGGGGCUGGUCUUCUGGAGGGCUCCCCCACCCCCCGCGACAACUUUCUGCAUGACUAUCUCUAAGAUGUCAUGGCGGCCGCAGUAUCGCAGCUCCAAGUUUCGAAAUGUCUAUGGCAAAGUGGCCAGCCGAGAACACUGCUUCGAUGGGAUUCCAAUCACCAAGAACGUCCAUGACAACCAUUUCUGUGCAGUGAAUGUGAAAUUCCUUGCCAUAGUAACAGAAAGUGCUGGUGGGGGCUCCUUUCUUGUCAUUCCACUGGAACAAGAGAAAGUCAUCUCCAACACAAGUCAGGAAUUUCUUGGAGGGACCAGGUUUGGCAGAAUUUGUCUCCCAACAGAUAUCAAGACUGGCCGGAUUGAGCCAAACUACCCCAAAGUUUGUGGCCAUCAGGGCAAUGUACUUGACAUCAAGUGGAACCCAUUUGUUGAAAACAUAAUUGCAUCCUGCUCCGAAGACACCUCAGUUCGGAUAUGGGAAAUCCCAGACGGAGGCUUGAAACGCAACAUGGUGGAGGCUGUGCUGGAGCUGUAUGGGCACAGCCGGCGUGUCGGUCUUCUUGAGUGGCACCCAACCACCAACAACAUCCUGUUCAGUGCCGGGUAUGACUAUAAGGUUCUCAUCUGGAACCUGGAUAUUGGUGAGCCUGUGAAGAUGAUCGACUGCCACUCCGACGUCAUCCUCUGCAUGUCCUUCAACACUGAUGGUAGUUUACUCUCCACCACUUGCAAAGACAAGAAGCUCCGAGUCAUAGAGCCACGUUCUGGCAAAGUCCUCCAGGAAGCGAAUUGUAAGAACCAUCGCGUGAACCGGGUUGUCUUUUUAGGAAACAUGAAGCGGCUUCUAACGACGGGUGUCUCUCGGUGGAACACGAGGCAGAUUGCCCUCUGGGAUCAGGAAGACCUUUCCAUGCCCUUAAAAGAGGAGGAGAUUGACGGCCUAUCUGGGCUCCUCUUCCCUUUCUACGAUGCGGAUACCCACAUGCUGUACCUGGCUGGCAAGGGAGAUGGGAACAUCCGCUACUAUGAGAUCAGUACCGAGAAGCCGUACCUCACUUACCUCAUGGAGUUCCGCUCUCCAGCCCCACAGAAAGGCCUUGGAGUGAUGCCAAAGCACGGCCUCGAUGUCUCUGCGUGUGAAGUGUUCCGAUUCUAUAAGCUCAUCACGUUAAAAGGGCUUAUUGAGCCCAUUUCCAUGAUCGUGCCAAGGAGGUCAGAAACAUACCAAGAAGAUAUUUACCCAAUGACUGCGGGAACAGAGCCUGCCCUCACCCCGGAUGAAUGGCUGAGCGGAACGAACCGGGAUCCCAUAUUGAUGUCCUUAAAGGAAGGCUAUAAGAAAACAUCUAAAGUAGUUUUUAAGGCACCCGUAAGAGAAAAAAAGAGCAUUGUUGUUAAUGGGAUCGACCUCUUGGAAAAUGUGCCCCCCAGAACAGAGAAUGAGCUUCUCCGAAUGUUCUUCCGACAGCAGGAUGAGAUCCGGCGGUUGAAAGGUGAGCUUUCGCAGAAGGACAUCAAAAUCCGACAGCUACAACUGGAACUGAAAAACUUGCGCAACAGCCCGAAGAACAACGAACUCUAAAGGACGUUUUCUAAACAAACUUUUUGUUUAUACCUGCUCUUUAAUUUUACUGUAUCCACUUAACACACGAUAUGAGCCAGAGAGCCCAUGGGCAGCCUUUUGGGUUCACCUGCUAACUGGAAGUAUGUUCUGCUGUGGUCGAUUUCCUAGUACUAAAAGAAAAGCGUUGUCUGUAUGAUGUAACUGAGAACUACUGCAUGAAAAGAACAAGGGACCCAAGUAUAUCCCAGGUUUCUCUUGGAGUAAAAAGAGAAGUCAGUUUGUUUCUUGAUGCAGCAAAGUUAGGGGAUUAACCAAAAGGGCCCACAGUUUUUCAUUCCAUCCUUGAUCAUUCAGGGGAAUGAAGAGGGAAAUCUGUGUGCCCUGCAGAAAGCAAUUGCAUUUCUUAGUCUUAAUAUUCUUUCUUUUCCUAUGCAAAGUGUGACUGACAAUACACACUGGGUACAAAACUGAAAUUCAGGUUCAUGAAACUGGAAGGUACAUCGAUGAGCUUGAACAUUAAAAUUCAUCCCCUUCUCCAGGAAUGUGCUGCACAAGCAAAGAGGUGAACCUCCAAGAUUCCCUUAAUGCUGCAGACAAUGCUUGGGGUUAAGGCCAUGCGCUGCUUUCUCAGUAUUCCUAAAAAUGCCAUUCCCUCCCCCUCCCCCAAAUGGCCACUGGCAUCACUUGUACAGUGGGGCCAGCCCCACUUUUGCUGUAAAUAGGUGGCUUGUCUAUGCAUCAGCCUUUGGUUGGUUGUCCCACCAAAACAGAUGGUGCUUGCAUCAGCUCUAAGAGAUACCAGCUGGGUGGACCUUUGGUUCCUAACCAUUAACCCCCAAGUCUUCACGGAUUAUAACACUUUAUUUCUGUCCCUCACAUGGCUGGGAACACAUACACAGCCGUGCAAGAUUGCAAAGGUUUUGAAGGAAGAAGCUCUCACUGGGGACUGAGUAAAUCUAGGAGGAUGCCUUAAUACCAGAUCAGGCCAUUGGUCCAUCCAGCCCAGUGUUGUCUACACAUACUGGCAGCAAUGGCCCUCCCCGGUUUCAGGCAGGGAGUCUCUCCUAGCUCUACCUGGAGACGCCGUCGGGGAUUGAACCAGGGGCUUUCUGCACGCCAGGCAGAUGCUCAACCACUGAGCUAUGGCCCUUUCCCUGGCUCAGGCUACAAGAUGCCUGAAGCCGACUGUAUUCCUGCCCAGCUUUUUCCCAAGGCAUUGCUAGGUCACCCUCAGCAGCUCCCGGCAAGGCUGUGCACGAGGCAAAGGGAGGGGCCAACCUGCAUCCUUGCCUUUACAUUGGGUAGCGUUUCUAAGCGAAAGGUUGCUGAGUGGGUGCUUGCUGCAAGUUGGGUAUAAGCUGCUGCCUCAGCAACUGGGACAUCCAUGGUGCUGGCUGUAGUGCACUGAACCUUUGUAGUUAAGAAGAGUGGCCCUCGCCCCAAAUCCCCAGGCAAUGACUUUGAGCAUCCUAGCAAACGCCUGUUCUUGUUGGAUUCCUAGGUCAUCUCUCCAAGAACCCAAAUUUGUCGAGGGUUUAAGAGAACCCCAGCGAACUGGAUCUUGGAAUGAGAGACACACGUUAAAUGGUAAAUCUGUCUUGACUUUCUCAGCAUAAGUACAGCAUCCUGCCAGUGGGGUGAGCUUAAAACACUUCACUUCCUCACUGGUCAUUAAUCAAAAUGGGACUGCCCACUAUGUAACUUUGUGAAUGAUUGGGGGGGGGGCAGGUGGGAUCCAAGCAGCAACAAGAUUGCUUGAGGAGCUUUUAGACAGAGGCAUGCCCCUCCUUCCUUGCUCAGAAAUAAGAUGAUCGUUUCACCUAUGGAAUCCUGAUCCUUAAAAUUGCCCUUCACGUGCAAAAGGGGCAGGGGAGGGGAGGAGAGAGAAUAUCUCAUUACUGAAAUUACUUUGCCCCCACUGGGACUGUCCUAGAAUAAACAGGUUCACACUUGUAGUCUUGAGUGUAGGGACCCAGUAAUAGGGAGCUAUCAUGAAGCUAUAUCCUACAUAGAGAACAGUGGUGGUAAAGGUAAACCUUCAUGUCUGCAGUAUGAGGAUAAUUAUACCGGGACCUACCUUACAAGGUUAUUGUAAGGACUGAUGAAAUAUACUGCGAGGCAAUUUGAAUGCUCAAAAAGUGCUAUGUAUAAAUGCUACAGUUAAAUACAUACAUAAAGCUUGUAAUUCUGGGGCCAGAACUGGUAGGAAAAUACUGCCUCUGAAAAGGCCAACACAUGCAAUUUUGACAAAGAUGAUCCCAGGAGCCUGAUCUGGGAAUCAUCUCUGAGCAUGUUGGGUUGUUGGCAUGCAGACAAAUCCUUUGUCUCCAAAGUCUUAUCUUAAAACCAUUCCAGACAUAGCUGCUGGCGACCCCCCACCCCUUCUUGGUCGCAGCAAUUGUUCCGGUAAGAGGUUGUGGCUGCAAAGUGCAAGCUGAUGAAAAGGGCAGAGGUGGCUUCGGGUUGGAGGGAGGAGUGAAUUUGGACAACUGCAGCUUCUCCCACAGCGAUGAGAGAAGUUCCCUCUCGGACACCACGGCUCAUGGCACCGAGUCCUGCCGGACCUCUUCUGCGUCCCCCACCAGCCUCCUUAUGUGUACAAUCGCUGUUCUUCAAAAUUAGACCCAGGUUGCAGGAAGAGGUUCCACAUACUGCUCAUUCACAUGUGGGUGCCUGCUCCCCCCCCUUCGUCUCUAAGCACCAGCCAGGCAAGUGUGAUGGCUUCUCUCCCUCCCUCCCUCCCUCCGUCCCGUGCUCCUCCACCCCAAACCAACAUUUACAUUGCGUUCUGUGCCUAACACUGACCCCCACCCACCCUGUCCGCCAUCCUCCAUUUCAGUGUUCUCUCACUCGCUUAUUAUUUAUGCUGCCAUAAAAAUAGCGACAAAAUAAAAAAGUUAC